AUGCUCCCGACCUCUAUGCGAGCGGUGAUUGUUGACCAGGGAAAGGGCCCAUCGAGUGCUUUGCGCCUAGGCGAGGUCCCUACGCCUGUGCUACAGGUCGAGAACGAGCCGCCCUCGAUUAUCGUCAAAGUGCGUGCUUUUGGCCUGAAUCGCAUGGAUCUUUAUCAGCGCGAGGGUAAGUACCCCGUUCCCCCGGGUAUUAGUGAGAUUCUCGGCGUGGAGUUCAGCGGUGAAGUAGCGGGAGUGGGCCAGGGCGUGUCGGGCUUUCAGCCAGGGGAUUCGGUGCUCGGCCUUGCACAAGGUGGCGCCUAUGCUGAAUAUAUCAAAGUCCCUGCGUCUAUGACACUUCAAAAGUCGCCCAAGCUGAGUUGGGAGCAAGCUGCGGCCAUUCCUGAGGCGUUCCUGACCGCCUACCAGGCGUUGGAGCUUCUCACUUCGCAAAAGCCUGGCGACAAUGUCCUGAUUCAUGCAGGUGCUUCGGGUGUCGGCUUGGCCGCUAUUCAGCUUGCACGCUUGCGCGGUGCACGUACCAUAUAUGUGACGGCUGGAUCACAAGAGAAAAUUGAUGUGUGCAAGUCACUGGGCGCGACUGAGGGUUUCAACUACAAAGAGUCGGACUGGGCCGCGGAGCUUCACAAGGCGACGAACGGCCAAGGCGUGGAUGUAAUUUUGGACUUUGUCGGCGCGUCGUACUUUGCCAACAACCUGAAAUCCCUGCGGCGCGAUGGACGUAUGUCCGUCCAGGCAUUCCUGGGUGGGUCCACUCUGCCCCAAGGCACCAACCUAGCCCCUCUGUUGGCCAAGCGACUUCGCAUUGAAGGAAGCACAUUGCGUAGUCGUUCCGUGGAGUACCAAACAAAGUUGGUCCAAGGAUUCUUGCAGAGCGGUGGUCUCGAGGCGCUUGAGCGCGGUGCCGAUGGCACGAAGAACGACAAAGCGCUGCAGCUGAUCAUUCACAAGGCAUUUGACUGGCACGAUAUUAAGCAAGCCCAUGACGAAAUGGAGGCAAACAAAAACAUUGGCAAGAUGGUGGUCACAAUUUCCUAA
Molecule: messenger RNA, 1047 nt
Organism: Malassezia pachydermatis
Lineage: Eukaryota; Fungi; Basidiomycota; Malasseziomycetes; Malasseziales; Malasseziaceae
Product: quinone oxidoreductase
Exons: 1
Coding region: 1-1047 (348 amino acids)
Molecular function (GO): oxidoreductase activity
Source: RefSeq, a predicted model, not a curated record